CUGGGUUUGAAACAUAAUUUCGCUGUUGAAUGUUCCGUAAACCACCGACUAUCCGCACAAUCGUUUCUCAAGUAAUAUAUGUAUAAAAUUUUCCCGUCCGCACGUAACUUCAAUUCCAAUCUGUGUUGAACGUUUCGCGUAGUUCUCUAAUUAACGGAAAUCGUAAGUGAGCGACACGGUAACAAAUUAACGCAAUUCGUCGGUGAAACGAAAGCAUUGGGAUAGUUUGGAACGACAAGCUCACCUUUAUUUACUUACCUAUGUACUCGAAGUCCAACCAACAGGUGUUACGUAAAGAAAAUUUCAUUAAAAAUCCACACAAAGACUUUCUUGGAGAACAAGCCACUCGACUGGUGCCAAUCAAUAGAAUGGACCGUGUCUUCGAGUGACUUCCAGUUAGAAUCAUUGCAGGGACAGGAAGUAUCCUUCACAGACAUCCUUGUUAUUGUACAGGUUCGAGAUACUUGCGAUACAAAUACUUUGAAAAUACAUCAAACGAAACAUCAUCCCCUUCAACUACCGUUCGAAUCCCACAAAAUGAAACUUUCGCAUCGGAAUUGACUGAGAUUCACCGGUAUAUAUCGAACUUGCUAGCAUCUCUAUCCAGCCAAUCUCUCUCUUUUAUCCUGUGUACAUAUAUCUGUAUCGCGGCAUUCGCAAAAGGAAUUGCCGGUAUCGAUGGCCCGUAGUAGCUGAAGAGAACAAUAGGGUUUCGCACAAAGGGCAAGGAUGCGUUCGUGUCGCGAAGAACGAAGCUCAGGGCUGGCUGGCUACGAGUUUAGCGUGUUCCACGUUACAAGAGCUGGCUGCGUUCGUCCUGUGUGAAUACACAGCCAGCCGUAGAGAGACAUGGGUGACGUUGGCGUGGGUGGGUGACGGUGGUUGGCCUAUCGGCUCGGGGUUGCUCGGAAUCUAUCGGUGGGCCAGAUUUUCACCGACACAGUCUCCGGCUUACCGGCACACGCGAACGAUCCUGAAAGACGGCUACGGGACAGAGGAUAGAACGUUGGCCGGCCGGUCAUAGAGAGGAUCCCUCGAGUUUGGUACGGGUUGCGCGCGCAAUCGUACUCGCGCCGCUCCUCGACGUCGUUUUGCAAGGAAAUUGAUUCUGCGCGGAGCGUCAACCCUACCGAGUGAGGGUGUAAGAGGAGGGAGUAGCGAACAGAAGAGAACCCGGCACCGCAGACCGCGUACACACCGCACCGGGGUCAGAGGUACAUCUCGCGUUGACGCUGACCGAAGGCACACACCGUCGUCGGACGAGCGACCGUCCUCGUUUGCUAUUAUGUAAGGGGGAUGUCGUCGGGCAGCAGCGUCGACGUGGACACGCAGCAGGGCUACUGAAGGGGAGACGAGCCGAACUGGAAGGGCGACAUGCGAAGAGACGCGUCGCGUCGGCCGCGUUACGACCACACACAGCCGUCGCACCACGUAUCGAAGGACAUUCGUACGGAGAAACAAUAAGGAACGCGUGUACAGAACGCGACAGGAUCAUCGAUGGAACUGAAAAUCCUUCUGCUCGUUCACGUAGUGGGAAUUUGCUCCGGCUUGCGAGAGGUGCGCGUCAAGAUACCGACGGCCGUGAAGAAAGGUGGCACCGCGGUACUGAACUGCUGGUACGACACCGAGGGGGAUCCUUUAUACGCCGUCAAGUGGUACAAAGUGACUCGAGAGUUUUAUCGCUAUGCCCCGAACGAGACCCCGGUCGUCAAGACUUUCCCCAUCGGGAACUUGACGGUGAAGAAAUCCGAGAGCAACGCGACCCAGGUGACGCUGAUGAACCUGGAGCUGGACGCGGCUGGUGUGUACAGCUGCGAGGUGUCGGCGGAUGCGCCUUCCUUCCACACGGCCAUCGUUUAUGCCACCAUGAACGUCGUUGAAUUACCCUCUCAAGAUCCGUCGAUACACGGGUUAAGGAGCAAAUACCGGAUCAACGAUGUGUUACGUUUGAACUGCACAUGCGGACGGAGCAAACCCGCGGCCAAUCUCACCUGGUACAUCAACGAUCGACAACCGCUGAAGCCGCACGUCCGCACGUACAGCCCCCUCGACACGAACGAAUCGGAGUGGCAGAUCUCCCAGAUCGGACUUCAGUUUCUCGUUACGCACGAACACUUCGCCACUAGGACCGGCAAAAUGAAGAUACGCUGCAGCGCCUCGAUAUACGACAUAUACUGGAAGAGUACCGAGGUCAGCGCCGAAGAGGACAGGCCCAGGGUGAUACAUUACGAGCCAGCCGCCACGAUCGUCGGCAUCAACUAUCUCCAACCACCACCCAACUUUCAAACUGGCCAAAAGAAACCUGACGGUCAUGUCGGAGUUAAAGUUCUCGGCUCGUCCAGGACGGAACCAAGGCUACCGUCUUCGAGGCUGGUGCUCGGACUGUUCGCGUUUCUUCUGAUCGCCAUUCGUUAACCGUAACGCAAUUAAGUACGCGCGCGCUUUGGAGCUGUUUUAUAUAAAUCGACGUGCUUGUAAGAAAGUCCGGGCCGCUUUGUGUGAUCUGAUCAUCCUCGGGCGACAGACGACGCACGUUUCGCGCCAUUUUUCGGACCACGGUGCGAGAUGAACCACGGAGAAGAAAUGACAGGAAACGACGCUGAAUUCGAUUUGGAUCAGCAUGAAUGGUAAAGGAUGUCGGGUGAUAAGAUUCGUGUCUCUUUACGAUCAACGAAAGGUACUCGUGGUCCGCCAAUGUCGAUGUAAGAACGACGAAACCAAAGAGAAUAAGAGAGGAAUGUUUCGGGGUAUAUUUUAUUAUUAGACCGUAUAUGUCGCUUCCUUUCGACGAGAAUACAUGUGUUUGCAGUGUGUAGAUAGAACCGUAUAGUACGUUUUACGUCGCAUCGUUUCGAAGAAAGAGCGAUAGAUCUUUUCGUUUUCGUACUUUUUUAUAAACUCGAAACGACUGACCUAGCGUGGAUAUAUUAUACAGGCUGGUUCAAAAUUGGUGCGGACUAUCCAUUGAUUCUUUAGAAUUUUGCAAAUCAAGUUCCAAAAUUUGAUUUCCUGUCAUCUGACUUUUUUAAAUCUAGAGUGGAUUAUUUAUUACGGUAUUAAAAUUAUUUUGUGAAGGUAAAAUAUUAUGCUAUUGCCAAAGAUACUGAAAUCAUUUAAUCACACCAGAAUUAAUAGGAGCAAUUUAAAAUUGCAAUUUCAACAACGUGCAUCAUUCUUGAAAGGCCCUGUAUAUGUAUAAUCUAUCUUCGUCGAUCUCAAUCUCUAUUUCUCCAUCCUGUCUCUUGAUCCGUACCCCGAUUAGCCUGACAUCACUCGGUUCGCCUGAAAGUACAUGAAACAGUGUGCGAGGAGAUGUACCUGAUGAAUCGGAUAUUCGACGUGUAGUCGCUUUGCGGUUGCCACUGUUCUCGUGUUUCCAACAAGGAUCUCGCGUUCUGAGGAGGAAGAGGAAACGGAUAAGGAUACUAUAUGUAUUAUAACGAGGAACGAUGUCAAAACAUCAUCUUUUCUUUCUCGUAUAUUAAGAAUACUCCUCGCCAAAAAAAAAAAAAAAAAUUUUAACGAAGAAAGGAGGAAAAUGGAAACAAAAUAAACUCCUGAAAAAAAAAGAGACGAGCUCGAUCAUUUGAGAGUCAACGAGAAACGAUCGUUCUGUAACGAAAUGAAAUUUCGUUCACGGGUUACGAUUCACGUUCAUGUCGGGGCUCAUUAAGCGUUCGCUUCAUUAAAUUAAUACCUGUUUGCUGUUCGAUUUAAUGCGUUCCCCUCUUUCGAUACAUUUAUCAGCCGCGUUUCACACAACUUCGAACGCGACUGAACGAUUAAAGCGAUUUGCAGCCACGUUCUGUUUACAGUGAAUAUACCACGUGUAUCGAGCUUACCGUUCUCUACCCUCGACUUCCGGCCGGAAUGUUGCGUUUCCUGGUUGCGUACGGCCUGGAACAUCGACGAACGGGUAUUAAGUUUUCCUUCACUUCGAAACGUUUUGAGGAAAUUCAUUCUGGUUCGAUUGAUUGGGUCGUUGUUUGAACGAGACGCGACGAUUGAAAGAAUUUAAAAAGAAAAAAGAUUGAAAUCGUAUAUAUAUAUAUAUAUAUAUAUGUAUAUGUAUAUUAUAUAUUAACGAGCGAUGUGUGCUAGCUAUUAGUUUAUGGAUUAAUCGAUUAAGAAUCGCAACGACUGAAUAAUACUCUACAUGAUUUUCUAAUUGUAAUAAGUAUUUUUGAAAAAACAACCUCAUCGUUUCUACGUAUGUAGCUAAAGCGAGCGACCGUUCGUUAGGUGGACGCGUUUCAAUUUCGAGAUUAGCCAAAAAGAAAAAGAAAGAAAUUAAUAUGUGAAGGUGAACGCACGAGAGCGAUAGAAUAUUUUCGAACCGAUCGGUAUACACGACGAUUUAAGAAAUAAAUGUAAGCGAGAGUGUAAAGUGUCAGAGGUGUUUCGCGUGUCUGCAGCAUAGUUUUAAUGAUUUUUUCGUUGUGUCAAGGAGACAGAGAAGAUGCUAGUCAAAUUUUUGCCAAUUUUUUGGUAUCGAUGCUCAUUAUGUUCCUCAGCUUGUCACGAUACGAAAGAAUAUUUAUGAUAAUAAUAAUGAUAUGACCACAGAAUCGUUUCAUUUCGUGCCAUCAUGCAUCCCCUUCGAUCCACUUUUAUUUUCAAACACAUAAUGUUAAAUAGAAAAUCCUGAAAUUUAGAAUUUUUUAAUUUUAUUAUGAAAAAGAAGUUUGUGGUUAACGAAUCAUUGUUAAUUCGAAUAAAGCAUUAUUUAUGCAUCAUGAAUAUUUUUUUAUACACGUACGAGUAAA
This is a messenger RNA of Osmia bicornis bicornis, 4766 nucleotides long. RefSeq lists its product as uncharacterized. The transcript has 7 exons. Bases 1498 to 2415 code for a protein of 305 amino acids. The record is from RefSeq and is a predicted model, not a curated record. NCBI's taxonomy places the organism in Eukaryota, Metazoa, Arthropoda, Insecta, Hymenoptera, Megachilidae.